GACGUUUUCGGUAGUUUUUUCUGCGCAAUUUAUUGCGCAUCCAAGGAAGAUAAUCACGGCUAGUUACUCUUCAAAAGAAGGGAAGUGGAACGAUAUUCGGAUAACCGUUUCCAAUUUUUGAAUGAUGAAUAAACUAUACCGAAUCAAAGGAACUUUUGCUAAAAGGUCCAACAUAGAACGUGCUAGACGGAUAACGGAAUCGUUACGGCAAUACCGGACACAUCAGGGACAGGUAUAUGAUAAGCCUGAGUUAAACGACACUGAUUCCGAUUCAUUAGCCGUUACCCCACCCACUAGUACAAGUAGCGAUUGUUUUGUCAAGCAGACAGAUGUUGUUAAAAUAGACCCAGUCGACACUUCUGGUCGACGCAUUGUUGAAUUGACGCAUUUAGCCAAGCAACUUUAUUGUGUAGACUGCGGAAAGUCUAUUCUUCUAGAAAAUGUAGUUAACGAGACAAGAUAUGGCUUUGGGUCAUUGCUAAUGAUUGAAUGCGAGUGUGGAUCAUGUAGAGAAGUAACAACUGGCAAGACGCAUCGUACUGGAAAACGGGGACCAGCUGUAUUUGAUGUAAAUACUAAAGCGGCCCUUGGAAUGAUGCACAGUGGUUCAGGUCAUACACAAGUAGAAAAUUUUAUGUCAGCUCUGGAAAUUGAAGGCCUCCAUCACACAUCAAUGAAGAAACGGGAACUUGAAGUUGAACCUCAUAUUGAAAAUGUUUGUCGUAGGUCUUGUUCUGAUGCUAUACAUGAAGAAAUAGAACUUCAGAAAGAAAAUGACAGCCCUGGAGAAUGUGAUGUUGCCACUCCAGUGAUGGGUCAAUUUAAGUAUGAUAUGGGAUGGCAAAAGCGUGGAGCCGGUCGUGCAUACGACAGUAAAUCUGGUGUCGGGACAAUGAUAGGAAAUUUAUCUGGAAAAGUAUGUGGGUUUGGUGUUCGGUCCAAAGACUGCAGAAAAUGUACUUACCAUAUAAACAAAGGGCAGUUUCCACCUGACCACAAGUGUAGCAAAAAUUGGGAUGGGUCUUCAAAAUCUAUGGAACCAGAUGUUGCUGCCCAAGUUGUAAUGAACAUUGAACAAAAUAAAAACGUACAAGUGGGUGUAUUGAUAAUGGAUGAUGACACAACAACUGCUAGUAAGCUUCGAGAAACGCUUAACCAUUCAUUUGUCAAGUGGAGUGAUAUGAAUCACACAAGAAAGCAUCUUGGCAACAGCCUUUAUGCGUUGCAAAAAAAACACAAGUGCCUAACAACAAAAGUAAUUCAAUAUAUUCAAAAAUGUUUCAGCUAUGCAGUAGCCCAGAAUAAAAACAAUUCGGAGGGGCUUGCAAAAGCAUUGAAUCAAAUUGUUCCACAUGCUUUCGGAUUACAUGAAAAUUGCAAUGAUACUUGGUGUGGUUACAUUAAUGAUCCAGAGAAAUACAAACACAGUUCUUUGCCCUAUGGUCGAGACUUAGUCGGUGAGGAGCUCCGUACAGAUUUAAGCUCAAUUUUUGAAAGUUUCAUAAAAAAUGUUGAUAAAAUAUCACCAGCAGCAUCAACAAAAGAUGUAGAGUCUUUCAACAAUAUGAUAGCAUCAAAAGCACCAAAACGUUGCCAUUAUUCUUCAACAAGUAGCUUACAGAACAGAGUUAAUUGUGUUGUUGCAGAAAAAAAAUUAGGCUCAACAUAUGUUUCCCAGGUGAACAAAUCAAUUGGUAUAUCUCCAGGAAAAUUCUAUUCAAAACAUGCUGAACGAAAGGAUAAUAAACGAAAAAGUCGUUUAGAAUUUGAAAAUACGCUUACUUUUAAAAAAAGAAAAAUUGAAAAAAAAAUGAACAAAAGUAAACAAAACGCACAAAACGAGUUAAGAGAAGGUCUACAGAGCAAAAAAAAAAUAGAAACCAACACUGACUGUUCACAUGUUUAUUGUGAUAUUGAGACAACAAGUCUUUAUAAAUCAUGUGAUAUAACACAAAUAGCCGCUGUGUCAGGGAAAGACAACUUCAACCAGUAUAUUCUUCCAACUCAACCCAUAACUCUUGGAGCAACACAGGUGACUGGAUUGACAGUGGUAAAUAAUAUGCUGUGCUACAAAGGAAAGCCAGUACAUGCAGUGUCUCUAAGAACAGCCUUGGAACAGUUUUUACUUUGGUUAGAAAAAAGAAAUCCAUGUGUAUUGAUAGGUCAUAAUUUUAGAAUUUUUGACUUCCCAAGGCUAGUAAGGUCAUUUGAACUAUGUAAUUUAUUAACCUCUUUUCAAAACUGUGUAAUAGGUUUUGUGGAUACUCUGCCUUUGUGUAAAGAACAAUUUCCAGGUUUAGAUAAAUAUAGUCAAGAAUAUCUUGUAAAGAAUUUAAUGAAUGCUCAAUAUUCUGCUCAUAAUGCCCUUGAAGAUGUGUGUAGUUUACAGAAACUUAUCAUAUAUACUGAAAUACCCUUUGACCAGAUGUGUUGUCAUAGUAUAACAAUGGAUGCAGCAAUAGACACAUACAUAUUUGAAAAGAAAGCUGAUGUAAACUUGGUAUCUCUAAGUAAUAUGCAACAGGAAAAAAUUGUAAGUAAACAAAUGGCAAUGAAAAUAGCCAAAAGUGGUUUGUCGUUAGCACAUCUGAGACUGGCAGUAAAUCGUGGAGGUCGCGAUGGUUUAUACAAAUUAUUUACGGAGAAAGUAAAUGGAAAAGUGAGGGUUACCUCUGCCAAGAGAAUAAUAGACAGAGUGUUCAGUUAUGUAUGUCCGACUUCUGAUUUGAACUUAUAAACAUCUCAAAUCUAUGUGUACAUUGAUAUGUGUAACUCCUUAAUGCAAAAUAUACAUGUGGUUACAAUAAAAUAAACAGUUGAACAAAGUUAGUAUCAACAUAACUGCAAUUGUCUAGAAAUAUGUACUAAACUAAACAUGAUUAUUUCAAGCAGUGUUCUUGAAAAAUUUCUUUUUUUUUAAUUUGCUACUUUUUGUAUAAUUAGUGGAAUGAUUACUAUGGAAACUAGAAAAAUGCAUGUCUGUUACUAAAGAGUUUAAUAGUAUUUUAUUUUGAAUAAUGCAUUUAAAGAAUAACCAUAAGAACAUAGUAACUAUAUGAAUUUAUGAAAGCAAUAUUUUGUUCAAGUAUUUUCAUUGUUUGUGGAAUACUUACUUUUGAAAUGAUUUUAUUGUCGAGAUACUUUGAAAAGAAAUAAAUAUGGUAGACUUGUUUAAAAAAUAAUGUUCAGAUUCACUUCAUAUAACAUCAAAAGAAAAGGUCAUUUGUAAUAAGUUUGUAUAAUUAUAUAUAACAAUGCAUUUGGUACAAUUUAUUGUUUUAAAGAAAGCAUGCUUAUUUUGACAUAAUUGGUAUUUGCCGUUACCAUGGAAACUGCCAAUUUAUAAAAAAUCUAACACGUCAACAUAUAUUUUUAUUUUUAUUUUUGAAUUCACCAUUGAAUUUCACAUAAUAUAUUAAAAAAAUAGAAAAUUUCAUGAAAGAAAUUUCUUGAUAUCUUUAUUUAUUUACAGGAUUCAUGUUCAGUUUUCUAAUUUUUUUUGUUUAGUGAAGAAAUAUGAAAAACUUAUUUUGUAGAGAAAUAGAUAUGUUCUGAAUCAAUACAGCAUCAAAAUAUAAAGAUAUUUAUGUAUGAAGUCCUGUUUGUUGUUGAUAUUAUGUUGCCAUGUACUUUUUUAUUGAUUUUAUAAGGAAAAUGUGGCAAUUUUGAAAUUUUGGAGAUAUUGGGUUACCAUGGAAACUGCCAUUUGGCCGAAAAACCAACUCGCCGACAUAUAUUUUUUUUUUCAUUUUUGAAUUCACCAUUAAAUUUUACAUAACAUAUUAAAGAUAUAGAAAAUUCUAUGAAAGGAUUUUUUUUAUAUCUUUAUUUUUUUACAGAAUUCAUAGUGAUUUUUCAAAUUUUUUGUCAAGUUGAGAAAUAUGAAAAACUUAUUUUGUAGAGAAAUAGAUAUGUUCUGAAUCAAUACAGCAUCAAAAUAUAAAGAUAUUUAUGUAUGAAGUCCUGUUUGUUGUUGAUAUUAUGUUGCCAUGUACUUUUUUAUUGAUUUUAUAAGGAAAAUGUGGCAAUUUUGAAAUUUUGGAGAUAUUGGGUUACCAUGGAAACUGCCAUUUGGCCGAAAAACCAACUCGCCGACAUAUAUUUUUUUUUUCAUUUUUGAGUUCACCAUUGAAUUUUACAUAACAUAUUAAAGAUAUAGAAAAUUCUAUGAAAGGGUUUUUUUUUAUAUUUUUAUUUUUUUACAGAAUUCACAGUGAUUUUUCUAAUUUUUUGUCAAGUUGAGAAAUAUGAAAAACUUAUUUUGUAGAGAAAUAGAUAUGUUCUGAAUCAAUACAGCAUCAAAAUAUAAAGAUAUUUAUGUAUGAAGUCCUGUUUGUUGUUGAUAUUUUGUUGCCAUGUACUUUUUUAUUGAUUUAUAAGGAAAAUGUGGCAAUUUUGAAAUUUUGGAGAUAUUGGGUUACCAUGGAAACUGCCAUUUGGCCGAAAAACCAACUCGCCGACAUAUAUUUUUUUUUCAUUUUUGAAUUCACCAUUGAAUUUUACAUAACAUAUGAAAGAUAUAGAAAAUUCUAUGAAAGGGUUUUUUUUAUAUCUUUAUUUUUUUACAGAAUUCAUAGUGAUUUUUCUAAUUUUUUGUCAAGUUGAGAAAUAUGAAAAAGUCAUUUUGUAAAGAAAUAUGUUCAAGUCAUUGUUUACUUCAUAUAGAAUUAAAUGAUAAAGUUAUAUAUGUACAAAAUAAUGUUUGU
Molecule: messenger RNA, 4706 nt
Organism: Ruditapes philippinarum (Manila clam)
Lineage: Eukaryota; Metazoa; Mollusca; Bivalvia; Venerida; Veneridae
Exons: 4
Coding region: 122-2737 (871 amino acids)
Biological process (GO): DNA catabolic process
Cellular component (GO): cytoplasm
Molecular function (GO): nucleic acid binding; 3'-5'-DNA exonuclease activity
Source: RefSeq, a predicted model, not a curated record